AUGGACAAGGAUUCCAUCAAUAUCGACGAGUACUGGUGGCAGGAGAACCCUUCACCCAAGUUGUCGGAGUUUGUAAAUGGAGGCGAGUUUACGCGUCUAUGCGGUCUGGACAGGAUAUUGCCCACCUAUUAUGGCAAAUAUGAGAAGGAGCAACACCUCCGUCAGUUCUACCGCGUGAUGCUCUUUCGGGAGGCGACGUGGACUCUUGGCGAACCCAUUUUUGAACAACUCCAAUCUUUGACUAUUCCUAUCUCUACGAUCGACCAGUAUCUCGGAGUGGUGUCACGACUGGGGCGACUGGAGAGGAUUCGGUUCUUGUUGGAUGCAUUGUUUGACUACAAGGCCUCGUAUGUCUGGACCGCAGCCCUGGAGGAGUUCAUGUUCCCGAUCGAUGACUUCAAGAACCAGGCUAUGCACAGUGCAUUACAGUUCAUCAAGGAGCAUGUGCAAUUGUUUCCUGGUCACCUUGUUGGCGGUGUCAGCUUUGUCGAUGGUGAUUUCUGGAUGGAUGCUCCGCAGGGUUGUCUGAGGGAAAUUCAGAUGGAGGUUGCUCGGUUGUUGCCACCUUUUGAAGGGGUGUGUGUCGUCAAUAACGAGUGA
This is a messenger RNA of Linnemannia hyalina, 600 nucleotides long. NCBI's taxonomy places the organism in Eukaryota, Fungi, Mortierellomycota, Mortierellomycetes, Mortierellales, Mortierellaceae. The record is from the annotation of a GenBank genome assembly.